Messenger RNA from Frankliniella occidentalis (western flower thrips), 1070 nucleotides. RefSeq lists its product as uncharacterized. The coding region runs from base 191 to 961 and encodes 256 amino acids. NCBI's taxonomy places the organism in Eukaryota, Metazoa, Arthropoda, Insecta, Thysanoptera, Thripidae. The record is from RefSeq and is a predicted model, not a curated record. The transcript is spliced from 2 exons.
UUGACCACUUUAUUAAAAUAAUCUAAUAUGGAAAACCAUUCAUGUCUGUGACUAACUGAUGAGAUAAAAUGGCAGUGCAUAUCAUUUAAAUUGUAUAGAUAAUGAGGAAAAAGACAUUUAAUUAAAAAAACCCAUCUAGUACUAUUUUAAAACAAAUAUAUAACAGUGCACCUAUGGGCAAAAGCUAACCAUGAUGUCAUGCUAUUGCUCGCCAAGGCAAAACCCCUCACCAAUCUGCUGCUGCUCUAGGCCCCCUAAGCCCCAUCAGUGCUUCUGUGGGGGAAGUUCCCCAAUCAAAAAUUUAGUUACAUGUCAAAAUUUCACACCAGACUGCCCAUGCAGUACAUAUGUGUGUCGCCCUAGACAGCCUCCACUAAAAACAAUGCAGAAAGCUCUUGUGGAAAAGUGGAUGGAUGUAGAAAAAAUGGGGCAACUUGCACAUAUGUAUUGGUGCCAACAUAGAGCAUUGCAACAACAACUGGCGUGUCUCCAGGCAAAGUUCUGCAGUUUACAAAAAUGGAGAUAUUCAGAAGUGGAACCCUUAGAUCAUUGUAGAUGCAGAUCAGAAAAUCCAUCUGUCUACCAAGGAGUGCUGAGAAUUAAAGACAAAAAUGAAACUCAAAACCAAUUGUGUGUCUGCAAUAACCAGCAGAGCAUGACAACAUACAGAGGGGAAGUAAGGGUUCAUGACCAGGGUGAGGAUGUUAAUCCCCCCUGUAGGCCAGCACCUUGCAUCGACUACAACUUCUUGGAAACUGAAAGACUACGGAUUCAAUGUCAAAUGCAAGAGUUGAAUAACAGACUAAAUGAAGUUAAAAAGUGUGAAGAGCAAACACAUGAGAGAUUGCAAAGACUGCGUGAAGAGCUGGAAUACCUCGAAACUAAAAUUAAAUCAAACUGGGGUCAAAACGCAGUUGACAAAUGCACACCUGCUAAGGAGAACCAAACUCGAUUUUUUUGAUAAAACACAUACCUUCUUUGGUUGUCAGUCUGCUGACAUCUGCAUCAUUUACUCGUAAUAUAAUGUCACCAGCUUCAACCUGCAAAUAAAAUAGUAUCAAUUACAUAAA